AUGCAAAUCAUAUUGGAAUAUCCAAUAAUUUAUCAAAGUGUUUGUUUUGCAUGGGGUUUGUUUGGUACAUACAUCCUAUGGAAAACUUGGAGCAAGAGAAAAACAGAGAAAAAUGGCAAGGAAGAAAUAGCAGAAAUUGGGAAUGAAAAUAUAAUUAGACAAGGAUUUCGAAUAAAUGCUGUACCUGAGAAUGUUGACAUGAUAGUAAUAGGUUCUGGUAUAGCUGGACUUACUGUAGCUUCCAUAAUGGCACAAGAAGGUAAAAAGGUAUUAUUACUUGAACAGCAUGAUGUUAUUGGAGGUAAUACUCAUACUUUUAAAGAGAAGGGUUUUGACUUUGAAACUGGAUUGCAUUAUAUUGGUGGUAGAAUUGGUAAGAAGACAUCAAAUUUAAGAAAACAUUUUGAUUGUAUAACGAAAAAUGGAGUUGAAUGGGAAAAGAUGGAUGAUGUAUAUGAUCUUGUAAUUAUUCGUGAUGGGGAGAAUUGUGAACAAUAUCCGAUG
This is a messenger RNA of Rotaria sp. Silwood2, 504 nucleotides long. Lineage: Eukaryota; Metazoa; Rotifera; Eurotatoria; Philodinida; Philodinidae. The record is from the annotation of a GenBank genome assembly.